Messenger RNA from Akanthomyces muscarius, 252 nucleotides. RefSeq lists its product as uncharacterized. The record is from RefSeq and is a predicted model, not a curated record. Lineage: Eukaryota; Fungi; Ascomycota; Sordariomycetes; Hypocreales; Cordycipitaceae. The transcript is spliced from 4 exons. The coding region runs from base 1 to 252 and encodes 83 amino acids.
AUGCCGACAGGGACUUGCUACACUAAACCAAUAAGCCUGCGUGCUUGCGAAAUAUUUAGCAAAGAUAGCGCUGUACCCGGGGAAAUAUCCACAGGCUUCACUGUCACGCACCACCAAAACUUCCUGCUGGCCGCUGCCCUCGACUGCGCGGCCUUAAGCAAGAUUCCCCCGACCCCUUUGCGUCACCCUCAGAUUAUGAACAAGACCCCUCCUUCGAAACAGAUCUGGAACCCGGCUUUCAAGCAAAUCUAA